Boeremia exigua is the source of this 1717-nucleotide messenger RNA. RefSeq lists its product as uncharacterized. The record is from RefSeq and is a predicted model, not a curated record. NCBI's taxonomy places the organism in Eukaryota, Fungi, Ascomycota, Dothideomycetes, Pleosporales, Didymellaceae. Bases 100 to 1221 code for a protein of 373 amino acids. The transcript is spliced from 3 exons.
ACUCCUGCGCUCGCUUGGCGCAAGCUCAGGGUUCAGUGACGCAGCCGCGGCUCCUCCGUGCCUCAUGCUCCUAUCAACCCUCACCACUAACAUGUCCACAUGGAUAACCUCUAUCUGCACUCAGGUUACUCCAGGCCUCUGCGUCCCAAUUUUUACGACCGCGACUCUCGACCGUCCAUUCGUGUGAGCUCCGAUCCGGAUGCCAGUAGCCGGCGACCUCAUCUGCACAAGCACAAGUCGUCGCAUCGUCACCACCAUCACCAUGACGAGCACCGCCGCCAUAGCUCCACGCGCCACCAUGCCAAAGAAGUCGUGGCGUCUGCGCUGCAGCCCCCGACGAGCUUUGGAGAUCUCCUGAAGCAGGCAAGAGGCAGUAAAAACAGCUCACCAAGUCACAGUCGCAGUCGCAGUCGCAGUCGACGACAAAGUCCGAACAGGGGAGAGGCCGGCAAGCAACAGAUGGUGAGUGGCGAUACUGGCCUUACCAUACCGCCGCCAAGACCACUGCGGCGGGAGGAAAUAGAACGAGAGGCAAAGAGGGUGGAAGUAAGGGAAAGAGAACUCCGCAACGCCCUACAAUCCCUUUCAGAUCAAUCGCUCAAGGCCUCUCGCCGCCUCGAUGAUACUUACUAUUCGAUUCUCGAAAAAGUCUCCACGCUACGCCAGACUAUUGGCACAUUACAAGAGCUCUCUGGUCUUACGAAAGAACUCCACCGCAACUUUGAGACCGAUGCUCAAGACCUCCUUGAUGACGUGAAGGGACAGUUCGAGGGCUCAAACACCUUUGAUGCACAGCAACACCAAGUUACGGCGUUGGAAGAAAGAAUCAACGCGGGCAAGCAGAAGGCAGACGCGCUCACUGCAAGGUUGGUGGAAGCGAAAGACAGAGUUGAUAGAAGGGCGAGGAGCGAGGCUCAGUGGGAGGCUAGCACAAACCGUUGGUGGCGAUGGUUUGGUGGCGUAGUAGUCUCGAUCAUCUCGCUCAUCGUCAUCUUGGUGGUUCUCCACCAUCUGAAACCCAUCCAUGUGGAAACAAAACCGAAGCCCGCCCUUGACUCUGCUGUCAAGGCCAAGAUCCUGGAAGCGCCAAUACCGAAGAUGGCAAAGGAGGACAUUCUGGAGCUAGCAACGUCAGUCCCCACCGUUCGGCUGCAAACGCCAUCCGCUAAGUCGUCUGCUGGGCUGGACGAUCGGCUGCUGCGUAAGUUCGAUGAGCUGUAAUUUUCUUGUUGAUCGCACAUAAGAUACCCUAGACAAUGUCACCUGCACUUCAUCCUUGUUAAGCCACUGUACGCCAAGUUACCUGCCGAUCAACCUGCCGCCCGUCAGGUGGAUACGAGUGCAGCUCCGGAGAAUAUGAACAAUGAUCUGUUACGCCCAACGUGCAGUUUGCAGCCACGAAGUAUCACAUGGAAUCACGCAUCCAAUCACAAUCGAGCCGUAAAGCCGAGGUGCUUGCAGCGGUCUCGUUCAAGCAAUCCACCCUUGCAUAAGGCUGCACGUCGGAUCAAGUACCCAAAUGAAACGGCUGACCGGAAGGUCAAUUGCCUCCUCGAUAUGUGAAAUACUCGCCCACCGGUGACCUGGUUCGAGCAAAUCUCUCCGCAAUCUGAGUGUCGGGGGGUUCCGAGGUGGGAUGUGAGGUGUCAAUGUGGGGUAAGCAGAUAUCGGCUGGUGUAAGUUUUGACGUAUAAGGCUGAGACGGCUCGUGGGGUCG